Molecule: messenger RNA, 1081 nt
Organism: Anthonomus grandis grandis
Lineage: Eukaryota; Metazoa; Arthropoda; Insecta; Coleoptera; Curculionidae
Product: mitochondrial cardiolipin hydrolase-like
Exons: 2
Coding region: 234-872 (212 amino acids)
Biological process (GO): piRNA processing
Cellular component (GO): mitochondrion
Molecular function (GO): RNA endonuclease activity producing 5'-phosphomonoesters, hydrolytic mechanism
Source: RefSeq, a predicted model, not a curated record
UCCAAAUUUUUAGUAAUUCCUAAGGUCUCGUUUCGUUUUGUUUACAUGUGUUUUUUUUUCUCUAGGAAUUAUUUUUAUUGCUCUAUAAUACUGACCUUUUGACUGAAGCACUCGAAUCGUAAUUUUUAUGGGCACCAUUGCCUUUAAAAUGCGGUCGUUAUCGCUUCAUCAACUUCGCAAUUAAUAUAACCCAAUCUUCUACCAAGCACGGGUUAUUCGAUAUAAUAUAAAAGAUGACCAAAAAACUUGCCAUAUCUCUCCUAAUAACGAUCACAACAAUUCCACUAAUACUCCGUUACUUUCUUAAGAGAAAAUACGAGAAACUAGCUCGCCAAUUGUACCAGAAAGACGACACCAGUUACUAUGAGUGUAUAUUUUUUGAUUACAAGAAUUUUCGCUGUAAGCCUCAUUUGAUUAACAAAGAGGAGUGUGGAGAUAAUUGCUCUUAUACUCGAUUGCGGAGAUUAUUACAUUACAUCGGCAGUGCCAAAAAAAGUAUUAGCAUGUGCAUGUACAUGUUAACUUUACAGCAAGUUUGCUCUGAACUUGUGAAAGCUAGCGAGAGGGGUGUUACUGUGAGACUGAUUACUGAUAAAAUCAUGGUGAAAACUUCUGCUGCUGGGUCGAAUAUACAGUAUUUACAGAAGCAUGGAGUAAUAUGCAAGACCCAACAAAAGGCUGAUAAAAUGAUGCACCAUAAAUUCUGCCUGAUUGAUGAAUGUGAUACAGGCAGUUCCAAGGUGUUUUUUGGUAGUCUUAACCUGACGGCCCAGGCCUUUUGUAAGAACUUUGAAGCACUUAUUUUAACAAAUAACAAAGAUAUCAUUCAGAGGUUGAGCCAAGAAUUUGAAGAAUUGUGGCAACUAAUGUAGGUUUUCCAAUACUUUUUUAAGUUUUGAUUUAGUUUGAAUAUUAAGAGUUUAUUGAUUGCUUGCAUUAUAAUUGCUGAUUAAUAUCUUCGUUUGAUGAAAUUUUAGGAAAUGUAGGGAGCUAACAUACUUAUUACUUUUUCAAUAAAAAAAAUCUAGUCUACAAUACUAGAAUUGUGUUUGUAUUGUAAUAAAAUUUGGAUUAUUCAGUA